CUACUUAUUUGAAGUCACUCUCCGUACUCGGAAGUUUUCGCUGUAGGUAGGUCUGCCUUCAUACUGGGACUGCACUCAGGAUUUUCUAAGUGCUUUCAGUGAUCUAUAUUGUAAAGUAAGCAUUAUUUAGAAGCAGUAAAAAUAUUAUGAGUUCUAGCGAAGCUCGUGCAGAGCGAUUGCGCCGCGUCAACCAUUAUAAGGCUGUACAGGCUGAACUUGCGAGGCAACGAGAAGAGGCUGAAUUCAUUGCACGAAGGGAGCAAAAGAUACGUGCUGCCGAAGCGGAUGCGGAGUUAGCUGCAGAGUUAGCAGAGCGGCAAUGUAGGGCCACCAGAGAUGAAAAAAUGCUACAGUUCGUUCGGGAUUUUCCCGAAGUACGCGAGUUGGAGCAGAAGCUGAAGGAUGCGUACCUCAAAAAGACGCGAGCCGAACAAGUAAUCGACAAGACUGCUGCCAAGAGGCAGGAGAUGGAGGAACAAAGGAGAUAUAUUGAAAAUUUAAAUGAGCAGAACAGACAAGCUGAUGCGAUAGAAGAGAAGAAGCGACUUAAGGACAUUGAGAGCUUCCGCGCACACCAAGAAGCGCAAUUAGAGCUUAUUAGACAACGCCAAGAGGCAGCCCGCAAGGAAGUAAAAGAGAAGUUGCGAGAGCGGAUUGCAGUUGAUGCAGUGGUGGCUCGCGUUCAUGAAAAGGACUUCCUCAAUGCCCUUGAGCGGAAGGAAAAACAACGAAAGCUCCAAGAGGAGCAGGAUGAAUUCUACUGCAUUCGAGCUGCCUUGAAAAAGGCAGAGCAGGAACGGGAGGCCAAGGAGGAGGCUGCUAUCCAGGCUUACCUCGCGGAGCAAAGUCGACGUAAGGAGGCAGACGAAAAGACAUUCCGCGAGCGGAACCAGGUGAGAGCAAACAUUCUAGAGGAGCAGGGUCGUUUUAUCAUGGAGGAGCAGCGAAAGAAGCAGGAGCUAGAAGACCUAUUGCACGACUAUUACGAGGAGGAACGCCUCGCCAAGGAACGGGCCUUGCUCAAGGCUGAGAAGGAAAGCCGUGAACGUAUGAGCGCGGCAAUUACACGUGAAAACUUGGAGCUCAUCGAGCAGCGCCGUAGAGCGCGUGAGAAGGAGCAGUCUGAGGAGAUGGCGUAUCGUCAGCAGCUCAUGGAGGAACUUGCUGCAAGUGCCAAGUUGGAGCAACUCAACAGGAGGAUGCAGAUUCAACGCAAGAAGGAAAUUAUUGCAGAAACUCAGAAACGAAUGGAAGAAAGACAAAAGCUUAAAGAAGAGGAAAAGCUAAUUGAGAAGCAGGUCGAAGAAUUGGAACGUAAGCGUGAGGAAGAGAUUCAAGAGUAUAUUCGACGCGCUCGUGCGCAGUUAUUGGAGGAGCAUAUGUCCAAACUUGGUGAGUUCGCCCCACUUCGUCAUCUGAAGCCCGAGGAACGAGAGAAAUAUUUACCCGCAAAUGGAUCCUCCCAAUGA
Messenger RNA from Phytomonas sp. EM1, 1469 nucleotides. The record is from the annotation of a GenBank genome assembly. Lineage: Eukaryota; Euglenozoa; Kinetoplastea; Trypanosomatida; Trypanosomatidae.